Messenger RNA from Trametes versicolor FP-101664 SS1, 711 nucleotides. RefSeq lists its product as uncharacterized. Bases 78 to 335 code for a protein of 85 amino acids. Lineage: Eukaryota; Fungi; Basidiomycota; Agaricomycetes; Polyporales; Polyporaceae. The record is from RefSeq and is a predicted model, not a curated record. The transcript has a single exon.
ACAACGGGUAGUACGCCAUGUAUUACACUGCUCCAAGCAGCCAGACCAGAUACAUAUCUAUUAGGUGAGCGUUCAUAAUGUGUGGUCUGUGCAGUGGAGCACAACAAACUGUCUGGACUGGGAGCAUGAUUGAUCCAGCCAUGGAGAGUGCGGAGGGCCGCGGAUGGUCAGUUCAAGGACUGUAUGAGAAGUUAAAGCUAUCCCUUCAGAGAUCUCGUAGGGGGGACAGCGCGCAUUUGGUUGCCACGUCCGAGUACGUGGCCACCGACGCGUCGCUGCCCUUGGGUUCGAAGACGAUUACGAUUCGGAUGGGCAACCAGGGUUUUGGCGAGUAGUUUGCUGCGAAUGGAUGGUCAUUGGUGACAUGCUUUUACUGGACGAUCACCGCCUAAACGGAUGGCUGUUGUACACGGUCCAGCCUUGUUGAGGCCACUGUGGAAUUUCUGACAUUUUCUUGUUUGCGUUGAUGUUCAAGACGAUGCGUUACGAUUGACUUGGAUCACUGAGAUGAAUGGCCAAGCGUCGAAUCAGUUCUUGGGGUUCGAGUUCCUUUCAACAUUCCGUCGUGAUACUCGCGAUUGUCAUCCUUUGAUCCCAACCGUCGUGCUUUAGCGGACUCCUCGUCUUCCAGCCCUCUGUGCGUUCCAAAACGAAGAAGCGUUCGAUAUGUGACGAUGAAGCCCUGUCUAAUGUACUAUAUAAAUAACAAGA